This is a messenger RNA of Pseudoliparis swirei, 4387 nucleotides long. RefSeq names its product fem-1 homolog c (gene fem1c). Gene Ontology annotation, molecular function: protein binding. Lineage: Eukaryota; Metazoa; Chordata; Actinopteri; Perciformes; Liparidae. The record is from RefSeq and is a predicted model, not a curated record. The coding region runs from base 778 to 2634 and encodes 618 amino acids. The transcript has 6 exons.
AGAGCCGUCCCUAUUUACCUUCGCCAAGAGUAGUGUCGUGCCAGCUCGCUGCGUGGCUACACGGACGGCUGGUAUUCGCCGUUUCUUGGGGGGUAAGGUCUGCUACCGUCGCUUGUUUCUCGACGUGUGUGAAAGAAGAGCGGCGGAGACUCUGGGGACGUCCCCCGGUUGUUUAGCCGAACAACAGACCGACCGACCGUCAGCUACCCGGGCUAAGCUAGCAGCAGCACGACGGACCUGGUGGGGGUGAAUUCAGUAUUCCGGCCCUUGGCAGAAAAAUAUAAAUAACGUCUCGGGAGCGAGCUGUGGAACAAUGACACGAGCAGCGAGCAGGUCCGAUGGCGGCGAGGAGAAGACGUGUCGCUGGAUGCGUGUCGGUUGAACGGCGGAACGGAACGUUAGUCCCGCGAAUCGAAGCCAGUCGGUUGGGCUAAAUUGAGCGAGGAAGUUGACUAGCCACCUUGCUAGCAAGGCGACAGAUGUAUUACUGGACCAAGGGUCGUCUCAAAAGUCUGAGUUAACGUAUCUCUGUUUUAAAACUUCACAAAGCGGGCGGGUGAUGACUUUUUUUUUUAAAAGUCAAACAAUUUUAACCCGCCACCAGCUCACGUCAGUUGGUUUCCAGUUAGCUGUAAAGUCCGAGCUGCUUGUAAACAAAGGGUCCCGAGCUCCACCUGUCCCCGCGGCGUUACCGCUGACCGUGUGUUUCACAGACGGUGUUGCCUUUUUUAUUUCUUAUUUUUAUUUUUUAUUGAACGGUGUAACCAGUUCCAAGCAAUGGAUUUAAAGACCGCGGUGUUUAACGCAGCCAGGGACGGAAAGCUCCGGCUGCUCCAGAAGCUGUUGGAGAACAAAGAUGGACACGAGGUGACCAAGUUGAUGGGCGAGAAGACGAACGGGGCCACUCCGCUGCUGAUGGCCUCCCGCUAUGGCCACCUGGACCUGGUGGAGUACCUGCUGGAGUGCUGCAGCGCUCCCGUCGAGGUCGGCGGGUCGGUGAACUUUGACGGGGAGACCAUCGAGGGGGCGCCCCCUCUCUGGGCGGCCUCGGCGGCGGGUCACCUGAAGGUGGUCCAGUCCCUGCUGGGCCACGGAGCCUCUGUGAACAGCACGACCCUGACCAACUCGACCCCCCUGAGGGCAGCCUGCUUCGACGGCCACCUGGACAUUGUGAAUUACCUGGUGGAGCACAAGGCUGACCUGGAGGUAGCCAACAGGCACGGACACACGUGCCUCAUGAUCUCCUGCUACAAAGGACACAAGGAGAUCGCGCAGUACCUGCUGGAGAGGGGCGCCGACGUCAACAGGAAAAGUGUCAAAGGCAACACGGCGCUUCAUGACUGUGCCGAGUCGGGCAGCCUGGAGAUUAUGAGGAUGUUGCUGCAGUUUGGAGCGUCCAUGGAGCAGGACGGCUACGGCAUGACGCCCCUGCUGUCCGCCAGCGUCACAGGCCACAUCAACAUCGUUGACGACCUCACAAUGCACCAGCAGACGAGCCCCACAGAGCGCAUUAACGCCCUGGAGCUCUUGGGAGCCACGUUUAUCGACAAGAAGAGAGAUCUGCUCGGAGCUUUAAAAUACUGGAAGAGAGCCAUGGACCUCCGGUACAUCGACAGUAACGCCGUUGUCCAUAAAGCAGAAGCCAAACAGCUGAUUAUGGCUUACGACUACGCCAGGGAGGUCACGAACGGAGAAGAGCUGGACGGCCUGAUAUCCGACCCGGACGAGAUGCGCAUGCAGGCGCUGCUCAUCCGCGAGCGGAUCCUCGGCCCCCAACAUCCAGACACGUCUUAUUACAUCCGUUACCGAGGAGCCGUCUACGCCGACUCUGGGAACUUUGAGCGCUGUAUCAAUUUGUGGAAGUACGCGUUGGACAUGCAGCAAAGCAACCUGGACCCCCUCAGCCCCAUGACGGCCUCCAGCCUGCUGUCGUUCGCCGAGCUCUUCUCCUUCAUGCUGCAGGACCGAGCCAAAGGGCUCCUGGGGACAUCGGUGUCGUUCGAGGACUUGAUGGGGAUCCUUUCCAAGAGUGUGUUGGAAAUUGAGCGGGCGUUGACACAAAAUGGACCGCUGCCUCCUGACCCCGCCCAGCUCAGCAAGGCCCUGUCGAUCAUCCUGCACCUCGUUUGUCUCCUGGAGAAGGUUUCCUGUACUGCGGAGCAGGACCACUUAAAGAAGGAAACCAUCUAUAAAUUCCUGAAGCUCCAGCCGUGUGGUAAGAACGGCUACAGUCCGCUCCACCUGGCCGUCGACCGCAACACCACCUGCGUGGGCCGCUAUCCCGUCUGCAAGUUCCCCUCCCUCACGGUCGCCUCCAUCCUUCUCGAGUGCGGGGCCGACGUGAACAGCCGCGACGAAGACGACAACAGCCCCCUUCACAUCGCCGCAUCCAACGGUCACCCCGACAUCAUGAACCUGCUGAUAUCAUGCGGGACUCACUUUGACAGCACCAACGCCUUCCAGCAAAUGGCCUGCGACCUCCUGGACGAGAAGGAGCUGUCCAGGAAUAUAAUCCAGCCCAUAAACCACACCACGCUGCAGUGCCUGGCCGCCAGGGCCAUCGUCAAGCACAGCCUCGUCUACCGGGGGAACAUCCCCGAGAAGCUCGAGGCCUUCGUCCUGCUCCACAGAUAAUGAGCGCGAGGCCGUGGGGGAGGAGGAGUGGACGGAUGAAAAAGAGCAGUGGACGGACCGAGGAGCGGCAUCGCUCACGGCGCGACCCGCAAGGUGUUUUGACAAGUUGGAAGAUGCUAUUUCUUUGGGGGUGUUAGGUUUGCAAAUUCUAACUAUUCGAAAACUAAGAACUGGAAGAUCUGUGUGAACAGAAAUGUCCUCGGGCGAGGAUUGAACUGAAAGGAGGAAUGCGUUCCCGUUUCCUUCCCGUCUGCGCCUUCAUGGAGCCACGGCUCCGACUGUCGCGGCCGGACCUGUGGGGACGCAUCUCCAAUGCAAACGUGGACAAAUACAAUUGUAUGAACUGAGCAAGGGGUUUAAGUAUUUUUGCUUUAGAAAUUAUUAUAAAAACAUUUUGUUGGGGUUUUUGCAUAUUUCACUCUGCUAUUUAUUGAAUGAAACUUGAGAGAUCUUUCUCCAUGCUGGCUCCAACGCAGCCUCAACUUUGCCUGCUUCUCUUUUUAAAGCCAGGAUUGAGGCAUUUCUACAUAUGCUGGGACUUCAGGUUGUUUUUGUUUUUGUCCCAUCACUGUUGCCAACAGUCAUGGGCCCUUCCUCAGUCAGCAUUAGGUUUUAUUUUACUUUUUUUUUUUUUUUUUUACAUAACAUUCAGUCAUCGUCACGCAACUCUGGAGAUCUGCCAAGUGGUGUGGAUUCCAGACUCCUUUCGUGGUUCCCACUUUAGUGUCUAACAAAGCUUUACGAGAGGGUUAAUGUCUGCGAACACCACAAGUGCUUUAUUCUUCCUAUGCACAGGCGGGGCUGUUAGAAAGAGAGACUGUUGUAUUCUGUGCCGGCACUUGUCUGUGCAAUAUCUCAUGAGUUUUUGUGUUUACCUCAUUGCUGCCGUAUCCCCUUUCACCCAGGGAAGGGGCGGGGCGGGGGGGGGGUUCAACCAUUGUACUAAUUGUUGUAAGAAGAGUGAAUGGAUUUGAGUGCUUGUGUGUGCGAGUGCCACGCAGUGUGUUUCUUGUAUAUAGAGUGUUUGUGUGUUUUUUUUUUUCUUUUUUUUUUUAGCUGACACAAAUUGAGGGCAGGCGUCUUGGCGAGGUGGCGCUCAUGGAGAUUCCACAAUGCACACGACUGCCACCAGAAAGCACAGCGGCCAAACUCGGUGUCUAAAAACCCGCUGGCGUGUACACAGAAGGGACCUCUUGACCUCCACACAUGGCUGACAUUUAAAUGCUGUUUUUUUUUUUUUUUUUUCAAAGAUCAAAAGGAUUUAAAACCAACAAAUGUAGGUAGUUUAGCACCUUUGGCCCCCUGUGCAUGUGCAGCAGCAUAGCAACCAACCAAUCACUGCAGAACACCUUUUCACGAGAACUCUGGACUCCAACUAGACGACAGCUGGGAUCGUCCUCCUCACUCUGGACAACUGGCGUCCAUUUACAUGAGAACUGAAGAUGGAAACGAGUGGGAGGACGCCUCGACGUACAGAACGGUAAAGCUUUGUGAAUUAUCUUGUUUGCACAUUAGCUUUUUUAGAUGUGUGGAUUGAAGAAGAAAAAAAGGGCUUUUCAUAAUUCAUAGGAUUUCAUAUUGCAGUCUAUUUAACCGGACAAGCUCAAAACCAGACAUGAAAAAUGUAUGAGGACUCCCAGGGCAACUUGAUUUGAAUCUGCACUUUAUUACAGCGGAGUUUAAGAUUUGAUAUGGCAUUAAUCAAGUUCAUGUCUUAAUAACCAGUUUGACAAUAAACCCAUGUUGCACUUGU